CGCUGUCAGGAUGAGGCGGAGGAGGCGGAGGCCCAGCCCGGCAGCUCCCGUCUUUCGCAGCGGCUCCUGGCGUAGCGGUUUCAGCCCCAGCGCCGCUGCCUGAGGGGAGCGGGGGACGCCGGCGGAGCCAUGGCCCAGCCCGGGGCUGCGCCGCGCGCAGACGCUGCUCUUCUGCAACGGCUAGCAGAAUUGGAAAAAGUCAAUGCAGAAUUUCUGCGUACAAACCAGCAGCUUGAGCAAGAAUUUAAUCAAAAGAGGGCAAAAUUUAAAGAGUUAUACUUGGCUAAGGAAGAGGACCUGAAAAGGCAAAAUGUAGUACUGCAAGCAGCACAAGAUGAUCUAGGACAUCUGCGGACACAACUAUUGGAAGCCCAGGCUGAAAUGGAGAACAUCAAAGCCAUAGCUACAGUAUCUGAGAAUACGAAGCAGGAAGCUAUUGAUGAGGUGAAGAGGCAGUGGCAAGAAGAAGUCGCUUCACUACAAGCAAUUAUGAAAGAAACUGUUCGUGACUAUGAGCUCCAGUUUCAUCACAGGCUGGAGCAAGAGCGAGCUCAGUGGGGCCAAUACCGGGAAAAUGUUGAAAGGGAAAUCGCAGAGUUGAGAAGGCGGCUAUCUGAAGGUCAAGAAGAGGAAAAUCUAGAAAAUGAAAUGAAAAAGGCCCAAGAGGAUGCUGAGAAACUUCGUUCAGUCGUGAUGCCUAUGGAGAAAGAGAUCGCAGUUUUAAAGGAAAAACUAACAGAAGCUGAAGAAAAGAUAAAAGAACAGGAGGCUUCAAAGAAAUCAAAUAUACUGAAAUUCCCAAAAGAUCCAGAGUAUUCAGGAGCUACAAGGAAGGUUAAAGAACUGAACCAUUACCUGGAAGCUGAGAAGUCAUGUAGGACAGAUUUAGAGAUGUAUGUGGCUGUUCUGAAUACUCAGAAAUCAGUCUUGCAAGAAGAUGCUGAGAAAUUACGGAAAGAACUUCAUGAAGUCUGCCAUCUGUUAGACCAAGAGCGACAGCAGCAUAACCAAUUGAAACAUACCUGGCAGAGGGCCAAUGACCAGUUCUUGGAGUCUCAGCGUUUGUUGAUGAGGGACAUGCAACGUAUGGAAAUCGUUCUGACCUCUGAACAGCUCCGACAAGUUGAAGAACUGAAAAAGAAGGAUCAGGAAGACGAUGAACAGCAGCGACUUAGCAAAGGGAAGAAACAGAAACAGCAAGAUCCAGAUGAUGAAACAAAAGUAGUAUGCUCUCUAACCCAUGAAGAAUCCCUUACGCAGUUCCUUAAUGAAGAGAUACAUUUAAAUAGUGCUCAUGGAUCAGUCCAUUCAUUAGACACAGACUUGUUAUUAUCUUCUGGUGAGUCUUUCAAUAAAUCAGACAAUGAUCUGUUUAAAGAUGGACUUCGGAGAGCACAGUCUACAGACAGCCUGGGGACAUCGGGAUCUUUACAGUCCAAAACUUUAGGAUACAACCACAAAGCAAAAUCUGCUGGGAAUCUGGAUGAAUCUGAUUUUGGACCACUAGUUGGAGCAGAUUCAGUGUCUGAGAACUUUGAUACUGCCUCCCUUGGGUCUCUGCAAAUGCCAAGUGGAUUCAUGUUAACCAAAGAUCAGGAAAAAGCAAUCAAAGCAAUGACACCAGAGCAAGAGGAGACUGCAUCCCUUCUCUCCAGCGUUACACAGGUUGUAGAGAGUGCUUAUGUGUCUCCUAGUGGUUACCGCUUAGUUAGUGAGACAGAAUGGAAUCUGCUUCAGAAGGAGGUGCAGAAUGCAGGAAACAAGCUGGGAAGACGCUGUGAUAUGUGUUCGAAUUAUGAGAAGCAGUUACAGGGAAUCCAGAUUCAGGAGGCCGAGACAAGAGAUCAGGUGAAAAAGCUGCAGGUGAUGCUGAGGCAGGCUAAUGACCAGCUGGAAAAAACAAUGAAAGAUAAACAGGAGCUGGAAGAUUACAUGAAGCAAAGCAGUGAAGACUCUGCUACUCAGAUAUCUUCACUUAUUGUUAGAUCUCAGGAGUCUGAGACCUUACUCAGUGAAUUACAGCAGGCAUUUUCCCAAGCAAAGAGAAGUGUUCAGGAGCAAAUGGCUGUCCUGAUGCAGUCAAGGGAGCAGGUCUCAGAAGAGUUGGUGAGACUACAAAAAGAUAAUGAAAGCCUUCAGGGAAAGCAUAGCUUGCAUGUGUCUUUACAGCAAGCUGAAGAUUUCAGUCUGCCAGAAUCCCUGGAGGAACUCCGUGAGCUGGUAUUAAAAUAUCGUGAGGACAUCAUUAGUGUACGGACUGCAGCAGAUCACCUUGAAGAAAAACUGAAGGCAGAAAUUUUAUUCUUAAAAGAACAGAUUCAAGCUGAACAGUGUCUAAAGGAAAAUUUAGAAGAAACUCUACAGCUGGAAAUAGAAAAUUGCAAAGAAGAAAUAGCUUCUAUUUCUAGCCUAAAAGCUGAAUUGGAAAGAAUAAAAGUGGAAAAGGAACAGUUGGAGUGCACCUUGCAGGAAAAACAGCAGCAGCUGGAGAGUCUUCAGGAAAUGAAAAACACUCUUGAAGAACAGCUAAAGAAGGAGACCACUGCGAAGACUAACCUUGAGCAGUUGAUGUUUGAAGAAAAGGACAAAGCGCAGCGACUGCAGACUGAAUUAGAUGUCAGUGAGCAAGUGCAGAGAGACUUUGUAAAGCUUUCUCAAACCCUCCAGGUGCAGUUGGAACGGAUCCGGCAGGCAGAUUCCUUGGAGAGAAUCCGUGCAAUCCUGAACGACACAAAACUGACAGACAUUAAUCAGCUUCCUGAAACAUGACACCCUGAUGGGCAGGGCUCCAAGGCUGCCUUUGGGGUUUUUAACUCAUCUUUAUAGCAACAUUAAUUAUUAUUUAACUCUAACUGAAAGAGCAGACGAUGACAGAGGGGAGCAAUGACUGAGUUUGUUUCUAGAGGGGAGAAGGUUUUGCACAGGGCAGGAAGAGAGCACCAGGGAGCCUUGCAGUGUAGAAGAGCAUUUUCUAAUGGGAACACUAAUGGGUGCAGUGUUGUUUUUCCACGGUAAGUGGAAACAGUCCUUUACGUUCUGAAAAAUAUUUUUUCCUUUUGGCCAACUUCUUAACCUAAUAUAGAUAUCUGGAACACUUCCCCCUAAAUACCGUAAUCAAAGUAGCUGCUGGAAAUCAUAUCGUCCCUCAAAACACAUUGAAGAGCAAAGUGAUUGAAGUUUUUCUGUUUUGAAUAGUCAGUAACAGUAUUCAGCUAGCAGACAGCCUGAGGUGUAGUGUGCUGUAUGAAUAUUUUAUAUUAAAAUAUGAAUUUAUUAGCAGGACACUGGAUAUUGAUCUUAUUUCCUAACUCAGUGCUUUUUAGUUUUUGUUGAACAAAAUCUGAAUGCUGUUGAAAUGUGAUGGAUAUGAGUGAGCUGUGCAUCUCAGGAGCUGAUACAAGUUAAUCCAAAAAAAUGAAUUGAUCAGUAAAGAAUGGACUUCAGAUUAAAAUUCUGGGGUUAAAGAAAUGCACUAUUUAGAACCGCUUCUUCACAGGUUUAAUUUAAAAAAUGGAAGCAUAACUGAGACUCUCAAUUUUAGAACUGAGGUGUUGCUAGUCCCAUAUUUGUGUUAAGACUGUUAACAAAACUCUGUGCACCAUUUAAGCAACAUAUAGGGCAUUUGCACAUCAUCUCUGCUGGGGUGAAUGUCAUUCUGUGUCAACUAGCUUUUACCCAGUAGUUGAAAAAGGAAGAUGAUUCUGAAUUAAGGAAAAAUUCAAAGUCUCACACCAAUGCCAAUAUAGGUUGGGUUAAUAGUACAUGCAACCUGCUUCACAUAGCACAAAAGCAUUAUGCUGCAGGUUUCAUUCAAGUGCAAUGCAUCUCAAAUAUGGUGUCCAGAUAUUGCUUAAAACAAAGGAAAUAACUCAAAUCCUACUCUGACCCUUAACUAGACAUUAAGGUAACACUAUGCAACAAGACUGUGAUAUUCUACAGGUGCUAGGUUUGGGUUUCUUGUCAUAUAAAACAGUAUUAUAACAUGACUUUUUAAAAAAAUAUUAGAAUUCCAUACAGGUUAUCAGAUGAUGAUGAUGGCUUAUCUGCCACUGUACUAUACUAAGUGUUGCAAAUUCUGAAUAUUUGAACUGGCCCUUGUGAUAACUGAACUAGCUCUGGCCUUUGAGAGGAAUGGAAGUUGUCAUUUGAUCAGUAUUUCAGCCUUUACUAAUGGAAAGGUUAGUAGGAAUAUACUUUCUGAAUAUUAACAUUGAGCAUCCACAACUCUUAAGUGGGCACAUGCACUAUAUUGUAUGUACACACUUGAAAAUUUGGUCCUGUGUUUGGCAGCAGGAGUCACAGGAAAAGCAACUGUUUUCAGCCUAUAUAUCCCCUUAGGCUCUGAAAUUAGCUAACAUUCUACAAUGCAGUGUUGUUGUUGUGUGGGUCCCAAGAUAUUAGAUAGACAA
Messenger RNA from Terrapene triunguis (Three-toed box turtle), 4409 nucleotides. RefSeq names its product rabaptin, RAB GTPase binding effector protein 1 (gene RABEP1). The record is from RefSeq and is a predicted model, not a curated record. Gene Ontology annotation, molecular function: GTPase activator activity; growth factor activity. The transcript has 19 exons. Gene Ontology annotation, biological process: endocytosis; Golgi to plasma membrane transport. Lineage: Eukaryota; Metazoa; Chordata; Testudines; Emydidae. Gene Ontology annotation, cellular component: endosome; endocytic vesicle. The coding region runs from base 130 to 2769 and encodes 879 amino acids.